UAUCGCCGAGAUGGUCGUAACCAAAGUGGGCCAAUGGUCGAACGUCGAAGAUGAAGUUUUGAAGGCCGCCAUCUCCAAGUAUGGACUUAAUCAAUGGGCGCGAUGCGCCUCGCUCCUUGCGAAGAAAACGGCCAAACAAUGCAAAGCGCGAUGGAACGAAUGGCUGGACCCCUCGAUCAAGAAGACAGAGUGGUCGCGCGAGGAUGACGAGAAGCUGUUGACGAUGGCCAAAAUACUUCCGACACAAUGGCGUACGAUUGCCCCUAUCGUCGGACGGACAGCUACACAGUGUUUGGAGCGAUACCAGAAGCUUUUGGAUGAGCAGGAAGCUCGUGAGAGUGGGGAAUUGGGUCUUUUGGGACCUGAAGGCGGAGAAUCAGCAGCCCCGACCGCUGAAGAUGUACGGCGCUUACGCCCUGGCGAGGUCGAUGCAUACUCCGAAAGCCGACCUGCUCGCCCUGAUGCGAUCGAUAUGGAUGAAGAAGAUAAGGAGAUGCUGUCGGAAGCGCGGGCGCGUCUUGCCAACGUGAGUGGUAAGAAAGCCAAACGAAAGGCUCGCGAACGACAAUUGGAGGAAUCUAGAAGGCUGGCAUUACUUCAGAAGCGCCGAGAACUGAAAGCUGCUGGAAUCAACAUCAAGAUAACGGCGAAGAAGGGCAAUCACAUGGAUUAUAAUGCCGAUGUACCUCUUGAAAAAGAAGUGCCUGCUGGCUUUUACGAUACCAUGGAAGAACUGGACCGAAACGAACGCCAACGGGAGGCUUUUGAUCCAAGGAAACAACAACUUGCAAAUAAGCGCAAGGCUGAACAACAAGAAGAUCAAGUAGACAAUAAACGGAAGAAGAAUGAAAAGACGGGAGGGCUGGCUGCCUCCUACGCUAAGGCUGCCCAGAUGCAGAGGAUCCGAGAAGCAGAGCAGAGCAGCAAACGACGUGCACUUACGCUUCCCGCGCCUCAAGUUGGAGACGGCGAACUCGAGGAUAUUAUUAAAAUGGGCAUGACUGGAGAGCGUGCAAUUGCAAGUGGUAGCGGUGACCUUGGUGCUACACAAGGCUUGGUGGGCAACUACACUAAUCUGGUUGGAAACACACCCAUUCGCACUCCCAUGGCACCCAAGGAAGAGGACGUCAUUGCAAACGAGAUCCGGAACGCCCGACUACGUACCCAAGUUGGAUCAGCUCUCCUUGGAGGAGAUAAUCCGGACCUUGUGGAAACCAGCGGGUCUUCGACACUAUCCGGCUCAACCCCGCGACACCAAAUUGUCACGCCUAACCCGCUGGCAACCCCAUUCCGACAGGCCAAUGGAGGGGCUGGCGCUACACCAAUGCGUCAGGGACCCGGAGCGACCCCUAUGCGAACUCCGCGUGAUAACUUCCGUUUGAACCAAGAGGAUGGCACGCAACUUGUUGCGCAAACCCCACGCGAUCUGCGGCUGCAAGAAAAUGCCAAGCGACAGGAUAUGCGGAGCAAACUUGCUGCACUCCCGAAGCCAAAGGAGACUAGUUGGGAAUUUGAGUUGCCAGAGGAGCAGGCAGACACUGUGGCUGUGGAAAUGAGCGAGGAGGAUGCCGCAGAGCGGGAUCGACGGAAUCGUCUAGCCAAGGAAGCAGCAGAGCGUGCCGAAUUUGCCCGGCAAACCCAAGUCGUUCAAAAGGCGCUUCCUCGACCCUCAGUGAUUGACAUCGAUGCGCUGUUGAGAAGGGCUGAGGAUAUUUCAGACCCUGUCCAGCGCGAGGUAGAGAUUGAGAUGGCUAUCCUAAUUGCCAAUGAUGCACAGAAAUUUGGGGGCGGCAAGGUAUCUGGCAGUUCGCGACCAGUGGAAAGGUUCGAGGACAAGGCACUUGACGCGGCCAAGAUGGAGUUGGCAUUGGAGAUGUCGACGAAGGCGGAAAAGGAAAAAAGAGCAUUCCACGAGAACUUCGGGACCGCGUGGACCAAUCUGCAUAACUCGUCGACUCUACCCGGGCUGGGAGGGUAUGAAGAAGACGAAGUGGAUGAGCAUCAGAUGAUGGUGGAAGCAUUCAACAACACGCAGGACAAGAUGAUUGAAAUGGCACAGCAAGCCAACAAGGUGGAGAAGAAGCUGACGACGCACCACGGAGGGUACAUGAAUCGAUCUGCUCUGCUCAAGCAAAAGAUUGCGGAUGCAUCGGCGGCACUGGAGAAGGCGAAGAUCAGCCUAGACUCGACUCGGACGAUGCAGUACUCUGAGCAAUCUGGCAUCAGUCGACGACUGGAAGGGCUGCGCGAGGAAGUUUCUUUUGUCAGCAAGAGGGAGCGGGAGACACAGGAGCUGUACAGGACGCGUCGAGACGAGCUGGAGGGGCUGCGGGAGCGAGUCAACGGGGUGCAUUGA
Periconia digitata is the source of this 2356-nucleotide messenger RNA. The record is from the annotation of a GenBank genome assembly. Lineage: Eukaryota; Fungi; Ascomycota; Dothideomycetes; Pleosporales; Periconiaceae.